Messenger RNA from Etheostoma cragini (Arkansas darter), 1957 nucleotides. It is a transcript of the gene slc39a9, whose product is annotated as solute carrier family 39 member 9. Bases 626 to 1423 code for a protein of 265 amino acids. NCBI's taxonomy places the organism in Eukaryota, Metazoa, Chordata, Actinopteri, Perciformes, Percidae. Gene Ontology annotation, biological process: transmembrane transport; zinc ion transport. Gene Ontology annotation, cellular component: membrane. The transcript has 7 exons. Gene Ontology annotation, molecular function: metal ion transmembrane transporter activity. The record is from RefSeq and is a predicted model, not a curated record.
AUAGCCCCAUUUGUUUCUUAAAAACACUAAAAGUGAGGCUACUUUCACAUAAAUCCACAUUUAUGAAUCCAUCCUUCCUCUUCCAACGGGUCUCGCGGAUACGUGGCAGGAUGCUUCGACAGGUUGAUAAGAUGAAUUGUGACUCGGAAGUACUUUUUAGCAGCACCAACAAGAUGUUGUUCUGUUAGCCAGUGUGUUAGCUAGCUGUUAACCAAGUCGGGACGUUGCAUUAUAAUUUUUGACACCUAAAUCUGGAAAAAAAACGAUUUGGGGAAAAAGAUGCUUGCAAGUGAAUAUUUACUUGUCAGGAUUCCGCAUUUGUGAAUUUUUAAAGCCGGUCAGUUGCUGAAGCUAGUUAGCUUAGCUUAUCUUAGCUUUGCUUAUCGAGGCCAGAGACUGUCACGUCCGUGUUUAGCUAGGUAACGUGGAUGUUUGGAGACGAGCUGAGCUGUUACCAGAACAGCGACGUUUAUUAAAAUUACAGCUAUCGUCAACCAAGCUAUGGUUUAUUAAUUUAACUUGACGAGCAUGACUAGAAGUGCGUGUUAAGAGUUAGAUAGGUGGAGGUUGGUGUUGAUGUUUUAGCUAGCUUAGCAGAAGGUUAGCCGAAGAGAAAAGUGCAGCCAUGGACGAUUUUAGCUCUAUCAGCCUGUUGUCUCUUGCGAUGUUGGUGGGAUGUUACGUGGCCGGGACAAUACCUUUAGCAGUCAACUUUUCAGAGGAAAGGCUGAAGCUGAUCACUGUGCUGGGAGCAGGGCUGCUGUGUGGGACUGCACUGGCUGUUAUCAUCCCUGAGGGGGUCCACGCACUUUAUGAAGAAGUACUUGAAGGUGUGCACCACAGCCACGGCCAGGCUGGUGUCGUGGAGGUGUCUGAGGGGAAGGGUGAGGCAGACGCGGCCCUGGGGAGUGUCAGCGGGAAACAUGAGCACAGUCACGAGCAGCUUCAUGCCUGCAUCGGAGUGUCUCUGGUCCUGGGCUUCGUCUUUAUGCUACUGGUGGACCAGAUAGGCAGUUCUCAUGUGCACAGCACUGAAGAUCCAGAGUCAGCAAGGGCCGCCUCUUCAAAGAUCACCACCACCCUGGGACUGGUGGUCCACGCUGCAGCUGAUGGAGUGGCUCUGGGUGCUGCUGCCUCCACCUCUCAGACCAGCGUCCAGCUCAUUGUCUUUGUAGCUAUCAUGCUGCAUAAGGCUCCAGCUGCGUUCGGUCUGGUUUCGUUCCUGAUGCAUGCUGGUCUCGAGAGGAACCGCAUCCGCAAACAUCUGCUGGUCUUUGCCUUGGCAGCGCCUGUCCUCUCCAUGCUCACCUUUUUAGGGCUCAGUCAGCAAGGAGGCCCUGUCAGACUUCAACGCAACUGGAGUCGCCAUGCUCUUCUCCGCUGGCACCUUCCUCUACGUGGCCACCGUCCACGUCCUCCCUGAGGUCGGGGGUGGCGGCCACAGCCACGCCCCCACGGGAGGGACCGGAGGGAAAGGACUGAGCAAGGUCGAGGUGGGAGCUCUGGUGCUGGGCUGCCUCAUCCCUCUGGUGCUGUCCGUCGGUCACCACCAUUAGACCCAGCGUUCAGGACGGAUUUACGGGGGGGGAGGGGAAAUGUGGAGACAGAGACUUCAAAACAAUGUGGAUCUAAAUGUCUUAUUGCUUGUUGUCUGCUGAUGGACCAGACCGGUACUCGUUGCGGGGCGUUUCAGCGGUGACAACAGGAACACGACAAUGUUUUUCUUCUGCCGACAAAACAUCUUACAUCUUCUGUGUAUGUGUCCCUUUAUUUCACUAGAAAUCUUUUUUUCAAGAGAGACCAGAGUUGGACUCUUUAUCUCUGUUUACUUCGAUCACUGUGGCGUUUUCAGUGUUGCGUCAGUAUGCUAAGUCAAAGAACCAACCUUGAUACCAUUACAGUGAUGUUUUACUAGAUGGCAGUUCCACAGAGAGAUUUAAUCAAGCCUGUGUAAUAU